AAGACCCAACAUUGGAGGGGGAGCAUUCUGAUUGUGAGGGGGUUACCUUACCGAGGUCGGCAUUGUAAGAUUCAGUACACUUGACGGGACACCAUUGCCAACACCAAAGGUCCACCCUUCGGUGAUGCUCAAUUUUUAGCAACCUCAAGUAAGUAAAUCCUAAAUCAUGCCCUCAUCCUUUGGUAGUUUCUCCUCUUAUUUGCGAAUGGGGUCAGGGGUUGGGUUUUUUCUUCUUUAUCUUGUCAUGUGUCUGUUUGGGAGGGCCUUGCUCUUGUAGUGCACAAAGAGACAGCAUCAAACCUGGGGAAAGGAUUCAAUUCACGAAGCUACUGGUUUCGGCACAAAGGACUUUCACACUGGGGUUCUUUAGCUUGGACACCCGCAGUUAUUUAGGAAUCUGGUACACAAGUGAUGUUGACAACAAGAAAGUUUGGGUUGCUAACAGAGACAACCCUAUAUCUGGCACCAAUGCAAAUCUCAUGCUGGAUGGCAAUGGCACAUUGAUGAUCAUUCAUAGUGGGGGUGAUCCAAUUGUCUUGAAUUCCAAUCAAGCAUCCGGAAACUCCAUAGCUACCUUGCUUGAUUCUGGAAAUUUUGUUGUGUCAGCGUUAAAUUCAGAUGGAUCUGCGAAGCAGACACUAUGGGAAAGUUUCGAUGAUCCUACAGACACGCUCCUGCCUGGGAUGAAACUAGGCAUCAACUUGAAAACCAGGCAAAACUGGUCACUUGCUUCGUGGAUAAACGAACAAGUGCCUGAUCCUGGGACUUUCACUCUAGAAUGGAAUGACACACAAUUGGUAACGAAACGCCGAGAAGACAUCUACUGGAGCAGUGGAAUUCUGAAAGAUCAGAGUUUUGAGUUCUUUCAAACUCACCAUAACAUCCACUUUUUCAUCAGUGUUUGUAAUGACAACGAGACCUACUUCAGCUAUUCAGUUCAAGACGGAGCUAUUUCAAAGUGGGUAUUGAACUGGAGAGGGGGAUUUUUUGACACUUACGGAACUCUAUUCGUGAAGGAAGAUAUGUGUGAUCGUUAUGGCAAAUAUCCAGGGUGUGCAGUGCAAGAGCCACCCACUUGCAGGACUAGAGACUUCCAAUUCAUGAAGCAAUCGGUUCUCAAUUCAGGAUAUCCAUCAUUAAUGAACAUAGAUACGAGCUUGGGCCUUAGUGAUUGUCAGGCUAUAUGCAGGAACAAUUGUUCUUGUACUGCUUGUAAUACUGUAUUCACCAAUGGAACUGGAUGUCAGUUUUGGAGGGAUAAAUUGCCACUAGCCCGAGUGGGUGAUGCAAAUCAGGAGGAGCUCUAUGUCUUGUCCUCAUCAAAAGAUACAGGGAACCAUUUGCAGAAUAUAAGCAUUAUCUGUGGAGUGGUAGGUCUGGUCAUAAUACUUAUCUUCUCUUGUUUACCGAGAAAUUUCAGAGGGUAUAGAGUAAGGAGGGAAGUUCAGCCACGUGAUGUUGAGGUUUCUGGUGAUAUAACAGGGGAUAGAGAAUUGGAGAAACCUGAGCAGAUUGUACCGAGUGAUUCAGAAGAUAUUGACAGUGUCAAACAGUUCAGUUUAGUUUCUGUUAUGGCUGCCACGAAUAACUUUUCAGAUGAAAAUAAACUUGGAAAGGGUGGUUUUGGUCCUGUCUAUAAGGGGAUACUACCUGGGGGCCAAGAAAUAGCAGUGAAGAGACUUUCAAGGGAUUCUACACAGGGACCAGAGCAGUUCAAUAAUGAAAGACUGAUUGCCAAACAACAACAUAGAAAUCUUGUCAGACUUUUGGGUUACUGCAUGGAGGGAGAAGAAAAGAUGUUAAUCUAUGAGUUCAUGCCCAACAGAAGCUUGGAAGACGUCCUCUUUGCUCCUGCUGGAAGAAAGAUGUUGGACUGGAAUACGUGGUGCAAAAUAAUUGAGGGGAUUGCACAAGGACUUGAUUACUUGCACAGACAUUCAAUAUUAAACAUGGUUCAUAGAGAUCUAAAAGCAAGUAAUAUCCUACUCGAUCAUGACAUGAACCCCAAAAUUUCUGAUUUUGGCACUGCCAGAAUUUUUGAGCGAAAUGCAUCAGAAGCACAUACUCGUAAACUUGUUGGAACCUUUGGUUACAUGCCACCUGAGUAUGUCCUGGGGGGAGCUUAUUCAGAGAAAACAGAUGUUUAUAGCUUUGGGGUCCUGCUGUUGGAAAUUGUGAGCGGCCAGAGGAUUAUUCCCCCUGAUUCUAAGGGUGACAACUUAAGUCUUAUACGAAAUGCUUGGAAGUUAUGGGGAGAAGGCAAUAGCUUGAAACUAGUGGAUCCAGCGGUGGUGGGUCCCCACUCAACAACCCAAAUAUUGAAGUGGAUUCGUGUUGCUCUCUUGUGUAUACAGAAGCAUGAAGAGAGGCCUACAAUGUCAGAAGUUUGCUCCAUGCUUAACAGAACGGAGCUACCCAAGCCAAAUCCACCCGCAAUUUUGCGCUCAGAUGAGCCAAGGAGUUGUUCUGAUAUGCAAGUGUAACUACUUGAGAGAUGGAAGGGUAUGCUUUUCUUUAUUUACGUUUUGUUGAUUUAUAUAAGAUGACAACUGAACUGAAGCUGGUUUUAUGAUCAUUUGGAACAUAUUUGUACGCAUGUAUUCUGGAGCUCUAUUUGCCCUUUUUCUCUCCAAAACAUAUUAUGAUAUAUGUCUAUCUAUAUCUUCGUGUCUA
Molecule: messenger RNA, 2673 nt
Organism: Vitis vinifera (wine grape)
Lineage: Eukaryota; Viridiplantae; Streptophyta; Magnoliopsida; Vitales; Vitaceae
Product: G-type lectin S-receptor-like serine/threonine-protein kinase CES101
Exons: 7
Coding region: 480-2483 (667 amino acids)
Biological process (GO): protein phosphorylation
Molecular function (GO): protein kinase activity; ATP binding
Source: RefSeq, a predicted model, not a curated record